UGGGAGGUGAAGUACUAGAGCAAGUUGACAUAUAUGUUUGGAAAAAUCAAAUAAUUUCAUGUUGGAAGGGAAGUGUCGGAAGAUAAUGCCGGAAAAGUUAGGUUAUCAGCUCCCUUUGACAAUCGAACGUACACGGCGUGAGUCGCUCGGAAGUCCGCGACUUUGUCAAAUUCGCCGGCCCAACACGGAACCGUUGUCUACCUCUAGUGCCAUUCGCGUUUUAUCCAAUAAACGAGCCGCGUCCUCGUUUCUACCAACUGAAAAUGAUAAAAACGUACGUGUGCCUUUACCAGCAACAUGCGACCGACCUGCCGGAAUGUAUCGAUCUCGCUACAAACAACUGCUACGAUGCGGUCGCCAUUCCUAUCGUCAAUACCCUGUUCUACCGGGAGCUUGCGGCGCAACCGAUUAAAUCCAGGCACGCUGUAUUCUCGCGCUCGGAUCUCAUCCUGAAAUCGACUGAUUGGUUGCAUAAAGUGAUUUCUGUCCUAAGCGACAAUAUAGACUGCGACUCGCCGGACGAGGAAGUGCGUCGACAUUCCGAGGCAACAUUGAUCCAGGAAAUGUCCUUCGCAGAGCACCUGGUCCAGCACGGGCACAUGAUGGUUCGCAUCAAGUCGGGAAGGACUGUCAACUUUGCACGACUCAUUAGCCGCAGUAUAAAAGGAACUGUCCUGGCUGCAGUUCCCAUGGUUGAUCCAAAUUACAUGAAACAAGUUUGGCGCUCGGAUUGCGCUGAGGAUGAUGUGGAGGGCAGUGCAGAAGAUACGUGGACCUGGUGGAACAAAUUCCGCACCGCCGCCGACUUCAAUACAAAAAUCAAACUCGUGCUGGAACUGAGUGAGGACCUGCCCAGCAAAGAGUCUCUACGACGUUGGUUGGGCGAACCGGUCGAGUGCAUAAUUGUGCCUUCGCAUAUGUUCGUCCGCAACAAGAACAACUAUCCCGUCUUGUCCAAGGCGCACCAGGAGAUUCUCUCCAAAUUCAUUGGCAACAACACACACUUCAUCGUGAAGGCAAGCCGGGAGGAUGGCAGUCUGCGGCACUAUGCAGAGUACAUUAAACAUUUAGUGGAGAAGUUCAAGGUAGUCGAUCCGAUGCAAGGAUUUGAUGAUCUGCUCGAAAUCCCGCUGCAACCUCUCAUUGAUGACCUCGAUUCCUACACAUAUGAAGUUUUCGAGAAGGAUCCUACUAAAUAUAAGUUUUAUCAAGACGCGAUUGAACUUGCACUUGUCGAUAGAGUUCCCGAUUCCAAAAUAAGCAAUAAACCUGUGAUUAUUAUGGUAGUAGGAGCUGGACGUGGACCAUUAGUCAGGGCUGCGCUGAACGCGUCAGCCAAUACCGGUCGUAAAAUUAAGGUUUACAUAAUAGAGAAGAACCCAAACGCGGUGGUAACUCUCACAUCCUUAGUGGAAGAACUUUGGAGUGACAAAGAUGUACAGAUCAUUUCAUGCGAUAUGCGCGAUUUCACCCCUCCCGAAAAGGCUGAUAUUCUAGUCUCCGAGUUAUUGGGAUCAUUCGGUGAUAAUGAAUUAUCGCCCGAAUGUCUGGACGGGGCCCAAAAACACUUAAAACCUGACGGAAUAAGCAUACCAUGCCGCUCUACCUCAUACGUAAAUCCAGUGAUGUCGUCGAAAAUCUACAAUCUUGUACGGCAAGUUGUGGUGGACCGUUGCACGAAUCCCCGUGAGAAAAUGCAUAGCUACUCGACUCAGGCGGAGAACAACUACGUCGUUUACUUAAAAAACGUCUACCACAUUGCCGAACCACAAGCGCUCUUCGAAUUCAAUCAUCCGAACAAGGAUAAAGUUAUAGAUAAUUCCCGUUAUAAGACACUCACUUUCGAAGUAACACAAGAUUGUGUUUUGCACGGAUUCGCUGGGUAUUUUGAUACGAUUUUAUACAAGGACAUUGUUUUAAGCACGCACCCACAAAUGCAUUCGAAGAGCUUAGUUUCGUGGUUUUCGAUGUUUUUCCCGAUCACGGAGCCGCAGCAACUCAAGGCUGGCGAUAUGCUCGAAGUUAACUUUUGGCGGUGCCUAUCCUCACAGAAGGUGUGGUACGAAUGGAGUACAUCACACCCGCAUAUGUCGCAUGUUCACAACCACAAUGGCCGUGCAUGUCCUAUAUAUAAAUGAAUUUGCAUUUCCACUCGAUUUGGUUUAAGUUUCAAUGUAUUUUUAUUUAUUUUGAUUAUGUACAGAAAUAUAUAAACGGCACAAUAAAAGGCACAAUUUCCACAACCUUAA
Molecule: messenger RNA, 2249 nt
Organism: Hermetia illucens (black soldier fly)
Lineage: Eukaryota; Metazoa; Arthropoda; Insecta; Diptera; Stratiomyidae
Product: protein arginine N-methyltransferase 5-like
Exons: 6
Coding region: 264-2138 (624 amino acids)
Biological process (GO): peptidyl-arginine N-methylation; regulation of DNA-templated transcription
Cellular component (GO): cytosol; nucleus
Source: RefSeq, a predicted model, not a curated record